Molecule: messenger RNA, 208 nt
Organism: Pelobates cultripes (western spadefoot toad)
Lineage: Eukaryota; Metazoa; Chordata; Amphibia; Anura; Pelobatidae
Source: the annotation of a GenBank genome assembly
AUGGCCGGUGAGCGCAGAGAUUGCUCGCGGCCAAACACUCGUCUUGGCAAGGUAAUCCAAAGGUUAGCGGGACCGCGGCGGUGUCGGGUUGGCAAGAGAAUGAUCGCGGCCGCAGUACUCGUGGCCAUGGAGGGAAGUAAGGGAGGUAGUAAAGAUACAGCAGAUGCCGGAAUCCCGACCCUGUGCUCCCAGGGGCGCAGCCCAGGCA